AUGGACGAAGCACAAGUUUCUAGUACAAUCACUGCCAGCAACAUGGAUCUUAUGUCUCAAAGCAAAGCUCUUGUUUCAGAGUCAAUUUCAGAUCUUAAGCGUGCUAACGAAGCUUCGGUUUUUCAACAGAUGGCUGAAAUAAAAAGGUUUAAGGGUGAUCCUGUCCCUCAGGUUACAAGAAGAGUAACGAGGACAAAUAUAUAGCCAACAAAGCUGUAGAGGACGCUCAGGCUUCUUUGGAAAAAAGAGAUCUCAAAAAAACGAAGGAAGCAUGGGACAAAGGUAUGGCUCUUAUUUUGCUAGCUGACAAGUCACCGUUUGGCUGGAAGACUGUACUAGAGUAUAAGCACCACGACCUAGCCGACGAUGAAGAAGACGAGAAGAAGAUUUAUAAUUUAUAGAGCGGAAUCGAGGGCAGGAAAAUUAGUUAAGCUAUCCGCUUGACGUUCAGUUCAGCAACAACGAAGAUUUGUUCCCGCUGUUCAAGCGAAGUCUCCCCAGCUCGCGACUUCCCAGUUGCCGAAUGGUUUCUCGCGUGUCAAUCAACAGCAAUUCCCCCAAAGAUCUGCUUCUGGUGUUUGUUUUGAGUGUGGCAAACCUGGCCAUUGGAGAGCAUCGUGUCCGGUAUUGCAGCAGACGAAUGCAUGCAGUCUUCCAAGUGAUUCUCUGA
Molecule: messenger RNA, 670 nt
Organism: Porites evermanni
Lineage: Eukaryota; Metazoa; Cnidaria; Anthozoa; Scleractinia; Poritidae
Source: the annotation of a GenBank genome assembly